AUCACGGGCUCUGGGAAAAUAACAUCGCAAACCCGACCCGAGAAUAACCUAAAAAAAAAAAACGUAUUUAACAGCCCGGGUCGGCUCGCAGAGCAUUAUCAAGUUUAUCUGAAUACGCGAGGCCAACAUAAAACAUGCCGCAGAACGAGCACAUUGAGUUACACCGUAAACGCCACGGUUACAGGCUCGACCACCAUGAGAGAAAGAGGAAGAAGGAGAGCCGUGAGGCUCACGAGCGCUCGCACAAAGCCAAGAAGAUGAUCGGUCUGAAGGCUAAACUCUACCACAAACAGAGACAUGCAGAAAAGAUCCAGAUGAAGAAAACCAUUAAGAUGCAUGAACAGAAGAGGAGCAAACAGAAGGAUGAGGAUAAAACUCCAGAAGGGGCAGUGCCAGCUUAUCUAUUGGACAGAGAGGGGCAAUCACGUGCCAAAGUCCUGUCUAACAUGAUCAAACAGAAGAGGAAAGAGAAAGCUGGUAAAUGGGAAGUGCCAUUACCCAAAGUCCGUGCUCAGGGAGAGACGGAGGUUUUGAAGGUGGUCCGAACAGGAAAGAGACAGAAGAAAGCCUGGAAGAGAAUGGUCACUAAAGUUUGCUUCGUAGGAGACGGUUUCACUCGCAAACCACCCAAAUACGAACGCUUCAUCAGACCCAUGGGUCUGCGUUUUAAGAAAGCCCAUGUUACCCAUCCCGAGCUUAAGGCAACAUUUUGUCUGCCCAUUCUUGGAGUGAAGAAGAACCCCUCCUCUCCCCUCUACACACAGCUAGGCGUCAUCACUAAGGGAACAGUCGUUGAGGUCAAUGUCAGUGAACUGGGUUUGGUCACACAAGGAGGAAAGGUCAUUUGGGGUAAAUAUGCCCAGGUGACGAACAACCCAGAGAAUGAUGGCUGCAUUAACGCUGUCCUAUUGGUGUAAAAGGAGUUCCAUAGACCAUUAAUGAACUGUGCCCUGAUGUACAGCAUCCGUUUUCUCAGAAUCCGACUCAUAAUACUGGAGUUUGCAGCAGUAAUGCGGGAAUAUUGCCUCACAGGCUAGGCUGCAUGUGGUCGUGGAAAAGUUAAACAGAAAGGAAGGGAUUGAAUGCAGCAGAAUUCCUCUGUGUGUCUUAUGUCAUCAACCUAAGGGAAGACCUGGAACAGGAAGAAGGUUUUUCUAUUUUGUGCUCAAAUAAAUAAAAUUUCCAUUAUGUUC
Messenger RNA from Chanos chanos (milkfish), 1193 nucleotides. RefSeq names its product NSA2 ribosome biogenesis homolog (S. cerevisiae) (gene nsa2). The transcript has 6 exons. Bases 135 to 917 code for a protein of 260 amino acids. NCBI's taxonomy places the organism in Eukaryota, Metazoa, Chordata, Actinopteri, Gonorynchiformes, Chanidae. The record is from RefSeq and is a predicted model, not a curated record.